Pomacea canaliculata is the source of this 5175-nucleotide messenger RNA. Its product is annotated as xenotropic and polytropic retrovirus receptor 1-like. Gene Ontology annotation, cellular component: cytoplasm; Golgi apparatus; plasma membrane. The transcript is spliced from 16 exons. The coding region runs from base 521 to 2608 and encodes 695 amino acids. NCBI's taxonomy places the organism in Eukaryota, Metazoa, Mollusca, Gastropoda, Architaenioglossa, Ampullariidae. Gene Ontology annotation, molecular function: inositol hexakisphosphate binding. The record is from RefSeq and is a predicted model, not a curated record. Gene Ontology annotation, biological process: phosphate ion transport; cellular response to phosphate starvation.
UGACAGAUAAGGCCAUGAUGGUGGUGGAGAGGGGAAGAAGAAGAAGCCUUUCUUCUCUCUAGAAAACAAGUUUAUCAUGCUAGCUUGCUACGUGACUGUCACUUGUUCCACUCCUGGUUGAAGUACUUUUAGUCCUUGUUUGCAUGGAUAAAGAGUUAAGGUCUACAAGCACGCCUUAAGCCUCUGUUAUGCCUGAUGAAGUUGUACAGUCCGAGACAGUUGAGUUGUUAGAGACUGCUAGGACCUAUUAUCUUGCAAGAACUGCGCAAAGGUCAAAGUCACCCUGCCGAUCGGUCGUGCAAGGUGCCGGUAAACUGAAGCCUGUAUUAUCCUUAUGGUUGUCUUAUCCUUACAGUUAGUAUUCGACUUCAGACGCUUGGCUUUACGGAAGGACAAAGAACUUCAGGUAUGACUUCCGCCAUGUAAAGUAUGUAAAUACUUUGGUCAAGAAAGCCUUCACAUUAACAGGAAAAGAGAAUAGAAGGAAAAAAGUGACAGUACAGUUACAUUUCCAUCCAAGAUGAAGUUUGCAGAGCAUCUUGGUGCACAUAUCACACCAGAAUGGAGAAAGCAGUAUAUUCAGUAUGAGAUCAUGAAGGAGAUGCUUUAUGAAGCACAGGAGCAAGCACCAUCUCCUGAAGUGACUGACCCUAGCACAAUUCAACGCUACUUUGCCAGAUUUGAUGAAAAGUUCUUCCAGUUUUGUGACAAAGAACUUGUGAAGAUUAACACAUUUUUCCUUGAAAAACUGUCUGAAGCCAAUAGAAAAUAUGCCAGUUUGAAAGCGGAGUUACAGAGUUUUGUGACUCAUGACUCUCAGCAUGCUCGCCGUCACAGCAUGACAUCGCAUCCAGGAAUGCGCCGCAGACAGAGUGUCUAUGGCAUUUUUAAAGACAAGGAAAAGGAAAAAGAGUCAAAUGCUGUGGCCAGCACGCGCAAGCUGCAUGAUCUAAAAUUGGCUUUUAGUGAGUUCUAUCUCAGCCUCAUCCUACUGCAGAACUACCAGACUCUCAACUUUACUGGCUUCCGCAAAAUCCUCAAAAAACAUGACAAGUUGAUGCAGACCAACCAUGGUGCAGAAUGGAGACAAGCUCAAGUGGAGUCAGCUCCUUUCUACACCAACAAGGAAGUGGAUCACCUCAUCAAAGAUGUUGAGCAAAGUGUAACAACAGAACUAGAGGGAGGUAACAGAUCAAAAGCCAUGAAGAGGCUGAGAGUGCCACCUCUUGGUGAUCAGCAACAUCCAUGGACCAGUUUCAAAACUGGGGUUUGUCUAGGCAUGUUCAUAGUUCUGGUUGUGGUCAUCAUUUUGUCAGCUAACUUCAUCGAUCACUCAGACGAUUGGGAGCCAGCUCUGCGCAUGUAUAGAGGAAUGUUUAUCAUCAUUUUUUUUCUGUUUCUGUUGGGAAUGAACACCUAUGGGUGGAGGUCUUCAGGAGUGAAUCAUGUACUUAUAUUUGAGAUUGACCCUAGAAACCACCUGUCCCACACGCAGCUGAUGGAGGUGGCCUCAUUUCUGGGCGUGCUGUGGGCAGUGAGUGUGUUGGGCUACCUGUACAGCGGCUUCACAAACAUACCCCCAAUGGCCAUCCCCUUGGGCAUAGCUGUGCUGCUGAUUCUGCUCCUGAUCAACCCAGUCAAGAUCUUCUACUAUCGAGCUCGCAUGUGGCUUCUCCGUGUGCUGUUUCGAAUACUAACAGCACCUUUCCAUCAUGUGGGUUUUGCGGACUUCUGGCUUGCUGACCAGCUGAACAGUCUCGUCACAGUCAUGCUUGACCUUGAGUUCCUUGUGUGCUACUAUGCUUUUGAGGUGAAAUGGCUAGGUCCAGACCGAGAGCAAGUAUGCACCAAAAAUAUAUAUGGAGUUCGGGCCGUUGUGGCAUGCCUGCCUGCUUGGUUCCGUUUUGCCCAGUGCCUUCGCCGUUACCGAGAUACUAAACUCGUCUUUCCUCAUGUUGUUAAUGCAGGAAAAUAUUCCACCACCUUCUUUGUUCAGCUAUUUGCUGCUCUGUACAAGGUGCAUGUAGAGGUUUAUGGGAACGAGUUUCGACAAAACAGCGUAUUCUUCUAUUUGUAUAUCGUUGCAUACAUCAUAAGUUCAUGUUACACAUAUACCUGGGAUAUAAAGAUGGAUUGGGGACUGUUUGAUAAAAAUGCAGGCGAGAACAGAUUUCUCAGAGAAGAAACUGUCUAUGCAUUUAAGGCAUACUACUACUUUGCUAUAGUGGAAGAUGUCAUUCUGAGGUUCAUAUGGGUUCUGACUGUAACAUUAGCAGAUGGCCACUUCCUCCAUGCUGAAAUCUUGGCCACAAUAUUGGCAUUGCUUGAAGUUUUUAGACGGUUUGUUUGGAACUUCUUUCGACUGGAAAAUGAGCACCUGAACAACUGUGGUAUGUUUCGAGCAGUGCGUGAUAUCUCUAUCGGACCCAUUGAUUCCAAUAAUGAACAACAACUGAUUGACAUCAUGGACAAUGAGGAUGGUGCUGAUACGCGACGUGUGGACAAACAUCUCAAUCUGAAGUCCAAGAAGGAAUUGCGGCUCUGGGUGGAUGAGGAAGAGGAAAAGAUUCCAUUAGUAAAUGGAGACAAGCGCAUAAAGAGGGCUUGAUGAGAAACUAUUCCAACGUCAACACAUGAUCCAUGAUUGCUAUGUGCUUGCGCGUGUGUAUGUUUAUAUUUAAGGGGUGUUUAUGGCAUUGGGUAAAUAAAUGUGCAAGUUUUAGAAUGAAGAUGACCAUUAUUAGACAUGAUUACUCUCUCUAUAUAUAUAUUGAUAUAUAUACAGACCUCAAAAACUAUUGUUUUGGUGAAAUGUUGGUGAAAUGACUGUGCCUCAUAACUUGUCUCACAUCAAGUCUUUAAUAAUUUAUUGUCUUUAUAAUUUUCUUGAUAGAAUGGCCUCCACCUUAAUCAUGAUGACAGUGAUCUUAAUAUCACAGAUGUAAUCCAUGUAAAUAAUUCAAGACAAAUAGAGAAAAUAGUUUUAUUUUUUCAAAACUGAGUUUUAUAUUAUUCAUGUCACAGACUAGUCAAACACUUAUUUUAAGUUGAAAUUUGGAUAUGGUUUGUGCAUGUCCCCAGUGGUGCGUGCAUGGAUGCAUACAUUCUGUGUGUGCAAGGGGCCUCUUGUUGAUACAUUAUUUCUUUAGUUAUAGAGGCUUAUCUCAUUUGAGAGUUACAACUUUUGAUGAAAUAUUUUCCAUCAUCCAUGUUGUGUAUUGUGAAAUGGGUACAGAUGUACCAACACCAAAUGUUGCACAAAGCAGUUAUUGGUAACUUAUUGUACAUGAUAAUUUUUAUUUAAUGCAUAUGUUAUUAUUCUUGAGACAUUUGAUGAGACUGCGCUAGUGUUAAGGGACCGUGUUCAAAUCAUCAUUCCCUCGACCAGUCGUGCAAACUUAGCAUAAUUAGCAGUUACAUAUUGUGAUAUAGCAAAUUGUUGUCAGAGAUGACAUCCAAGGAUGUGUGAAUCAAACAUUUUUGUGUAAACAAAGUGUAUUUUGAGUGAAUGGUGUUUCUAUCAUCUGCAAGAACUUUUUUGUGCCAGGUGCAUAUUCAUCAAUUUCGUUCCUCUUCAAACAUCCAUUGCCCCCCAUCUCCCUCCCCCAUCCUUUUGUGAUCAAAUAAUGAUCAAACCAUCAUUGUAACAUUUUGUCUUUAGAUGUCAUGCAAGUGCAUUCUGCCAUGUUAGCACUUGUUGGUCAUCACACCCCUAUACUUAAGGGUUGAUAGAUUCCUAAAACCUUCAUUCUUUUACUUUUUGUUACCUCAUUAAUGCUUUGAAAUAAUUCUGAUCUGUGCUAUUAUUUAUUUGGAGAUGUAUAUUUUUUUCAAUUGUUUACACAGAUGUUUUGCUGUUCUUUGUCCUUGACAUUUCCUAGGUAGACCACAUAUUACAAAAUGUUCAAUUUCUUGAACUUUUGUUGUGGAUUUCAACAGUAAUGGGUACAAGGAUGUUUUUAUGCAGGGUGAUUGGUCUCAAAAUGUGAUCAUAUUGUUGCAUAAAAAUAUUAUUAAAAAAUCCCUGCCAAUAAAUUGUCCUACUGAAUGGUUCUGAAACUUGGAGAGUGACAAACACCAUCAACAACAAGCUCAAGACCUUUAACAACCUAUGCCUAUGCCUUUUCCUGGGAAUUAGAUGGCCUGAACAGAUCUACAAGAUUAGCCUGUUGGAAAAAACCAACCAAAAUCCCACUAAGACACCAAGAAGCGCAAGUAGGGGUGGAAACCAUUGCCCGACAGGCACUUGAAUGGAACCCUCAGGAGAAGAGGCAAAAGCAGACUUGGAAAAGAACAGUAGAGUGUGAGGCAAAGGAUGCUGGAACCAAAUGGGCCCAACUGAGGAGGACUGCCCAAAACCAGGUCUGCUUGCAAGGUAUUAUUGUAGCCCUAUGCUCCCCCAAGGAGUAGCAAGGACUAAGCUAAAUUGUCCUAACCCUAUGGCAAAGAAAAAUAAUCAUUCUACAGUAUUGUUGUGCAUAUUUUUCAUUGUGUGAUGCUUAUAUUCAUGAGUUGAAAAGCUACUUAACUGGAAAACAGUUUUAAAAUAUUUUUGUUCUUAAUUUAAAAAAAAUUUUGGUACACUAGGUGCAUGAGCACACCCAAAAGUGUUAAAACUUGACUACCACAGGAAACAUGAUAUAAUAUAACAAUUCCUAAGAGGUUUCUCAUAGCCUGCUGUUCAUUAGUUUUAGGGAUUCUUCCUAGUCAAGAUGGUACUGGUAGGCAUCACUUGUAGGAGGGGGUUGCAUUGCUGUUCUCACAAGGGUUGUUUCCUCGUGGGAACUUAAUUGUCAGAUGGGCAUUGAUAAAGGUUUCUUUUAAAACAUUUACCUAUUGGCGAAAAGUGUAAAUUGUUUUUUAUAUGAUACAUUUCCAAUAGCCCAGGGCGUUUUAGAAUAGCUGUGUGUGGAAAGCUAUUUUUGGGUUACCCAGAAUGUGUGAAAGAACAUAUUUUGCAUUUCAUGACUGUUACUGAUAUUACUAUGGAAAUUGUGUUAGUGAUAUUAUAAGAAGAUCUGAAACAUGAUUUCAUGUGCUCAGACAUGGGAGAUGCUUGUUAUUGUGUAACUCUUGAUAACACUAGGAAAUACAAAUUUUCAUGUUCAGCUUUACAGAGAAAUGCCCACAGAAUAGUGUCCUCAUUUUUGUACUUUUCUGCCCAAAGUCCAGAGU